GCUAAUUUGAGCCUGUAGUCGAACCCACAAAUGCUGAUGCUCCAGAUACUCAACUAGUCUAAACAAGGCCAGUUUUAUUGCUUCUUUAAUCGGAGUCAUUUCCGCUGUGCUGACAUAAUUGCAAAAGGGUUUUCUAAUGAUCAAUUAGCCUUUUAAAAUGAUAAACUUGGAUUAGCUAACACAACGUGCCAUUUAAACACAGGCCCAUUAUCAUCAAUCAUCACUCCUGUGUCGACAUUCCAUUAAAUAUCAGCCGUUUCCGGCUGUAAUAGUCAUUUACAACAUUAACAAUGUCUACACUGUAUUUCUGAUCAAUUUUAUGUUUUUUUUUUAUGGACAAUAAAUGAACUUUUCUUUUAAAAACAAUGACAUUUCUAAGUGACCCCAAACUUUUGAACGGUAGCGUAUAUAUUCCAUUUUAGAAUAAGGCUAACGUAACAAUGUGGAAAAGUCCAGGGGUCUGAAUACUUUCCGAAUGCACUGUAUGUUGAUCAGAAGAAUGGCAGAAUUGCCAGGUCCUCCACACUUGGUGCCCCAGUGCGCUGUCCUUAUACUGCAGAGAUGUUUAUUGCUCACUUGUUGGCACAUUCCAUGCUCAAUUUAGAAACAGAGUGGAAAAAAUCCUUGAGGAUGAGUACGGCUGUUUCAGACUCACAACUGGCUGUUCUGGAAGAUUGCUUAUGUGUGUAUUUGCUAGAAUCCUCCUUUCAGAAAGUUCUUUAUUUUUUUAUAUACUGUAUUUUGUCACCAGUUUGCAGGGCAUGGAUUAAACACGUCAGUUUCUCAUAGGGUAAAGGGUGUGAAUCUGCAGUCAAAACUGCAGAUUAGAUAGAUACACAUUAAAUGCACAGUAACAUUUGAUUACUGUUGGGAGAACAGCCAUGCAUUUGUGGUUAGAAAAUUAUUUGUGUAUUACUAUUCAGUGUCCUCUAGAUGGCCAUAUGCGGCCCUUUUAUGAAGCAUGACCAGGGACACGGAGGGGAAUAUUUUGUGUAUGAGAAACAUUGCAAUAUACAUAAAGAAAUGAAGUUAUACAUGCACCAUCCUAUAACAAUUCACACCAUAUACACAAGUCAAGGAGUGAUUAAUCUGUGUGAAUAAUUUGUCCAUAUAUUUUGAGUGUGUUUUUGUCUUAUGUGUUUGCUCUUGAAAACCGCAGUAUCGCCUCCAUCUAGUGGUUUGUAGGUCUAAUACAUAUUUUGAAAUUGAAGUUAAUAAAUUGUGACAGGUUAUUGUUUCAUUUAUGAAACAUAAAUGCACAAAUGCAUUAGGAAAUUUUAACCACUCAAAUUUGGGAUUAUCAAGGCAGACAAUCCAUGUUGUUCAUUUAAUUCAAAUCCCAACAUUUCCCCUACUUCUUUUGAAAGGCUCCAUGUGAAUAGUAAUAUAAAUAAUACAGAGCAUUAAUGUCUGUCAUUUAAAACAUGAAUAGUGAGAGUUGUGAUGUGGAUUUGAUGAUGUGGUCUACUUUUCCAAAACACAGUUCCUCAGAAGCAUGUUUUUAAAUUCUGUAAAAUAGCACAAAACACUGUUGUACUUCAGAAGUGUGACAGAUUAAAUGGGAAGUUAUUACUAUCAAGGCAAAAUUGUAUUUAACUUUCAAAGCAAAUAUUAACUAGAGGGUUAGUUAACAUAGAGAAGUACCUUUCAUAGAUAUAUUUUAAGUGUUGAUGCUCAUUAUUAGGCUAUAAUUAAUGUAUUAGUAGGGUCAAGAUGUAAUAGCCUAUUGUCAUUAUUGGAAUACUAUAAAUAAGGAAAUGAUCAAGGAAAACUUUUACACUGUGCGGUGGUCACCAAUUACUUUAAAGCAAAUUCCGUAUGAUCUCUGAAUCUUGCUAAAUGAAACAACUAAUCCUUUCAAUCUCACUGGGCUCACUUGCCUGUUUUACUUCGCCUCUGUCUCACGCGGCCGUACCAUGGGGAAAUCUUUGGGCGGAGCCAAUGACCUAGUUUUGUCCAAUAGCGUUCUGCGAAGGGCAGAGACUAACCUAAUUUGAACCAAUCGCUGGUAGGCAGUAUCCGCGCGUGCCAGGGCCAUGUGCUCCCUUCGAGUGCAAGGAAUCGGUUUUAAGGUAGUAGGGAGAUAGAUAUUUUGUGUCGGCAAAAACACAGACUUUCACAAUUUUUGGCGGAUUAAAUGCAAAAUUAUUGAUAAUGAUGAUUUUAAUGAUUUGUUGAAUUUGGUUUCCGGAUCCUUGCAAUUACAGAGAUUAGUCCACACUCCAAGUAGUCUACAAGGAAUUUAAUUAAUAGUAACAUUUUUAAAAUUAAAUCAGAGGGUACUGGACAUUGCAAAGCAAUUCCAUUCUUGUGUAGGUUUAGGAUUGGUUGCAGUUGUGGAGUUUGUGUGUAACCUACAGGACCCGUGAUCUUAAUCAGAUAUGUGCAUUGGUCCAUUCAUCUCGUGGUUACUAGUUUAGCUUUAUGACUGACAUUAAGGUCAACCACGUGUUCCAUCCAUUGGUUACAUUAAAAGUUAUGCAGAGGGCGAAUUGUUCAAGUCGGCGUGGUUUGGUUACAGUAAUCAACAACUCCCCCUGGUUUGUUUAAGAAGGGGUGGUGCUCAUUAAUGUAGUUUUGGGCGUUUUCGGAGUUGUAGAUCAUGAAUAUUGAUCAGCCUCUCCCCCAGCGCCAAUCCCCUGUGAGCGCUGAUGUCACGAGUGCGGCCCGUGUUCGUUCCAGCUGACUCUUGCGGUGCUCGGUUGCUUCCUUGCUCGUAGCCUACAGAAAGGCAGGGAAAGAAGGUAAACGACAAAAAUAACGAGAGAGAAAGACCGAGGGAGCGAGAACGACUAAGUAGGGAGAGGAAAAACGAGACCUCAACACCUAUCCUACUCAUGUUGGAUAUUAUUUGACGACGACUUUUUUUUCCUCCUAUCACCCCCCCGCCCACACUUAUUUUCUCUAUUAUUGGAUUUCUAGGUACCGCUCCAUAAUCCAUUUUACUCCAUGGACAACCCUCAGGUUUGUUUGUUUUAUUUUUGUCCAGGUCAAGAAGAAAAUCAACUCGGUUUGAUGCCUAUUCUCAAUUAAACGGACAUCAUCAAGCACGGCAUUUUGGCGAAAUCUGAGCGCUGACGUGCAACUUUGUUUAUCUCAUAGAUAGAGGCUGGGAUAAGUGAUUAACUCUUAAAGGGCACAUUGCAUUUGUUAAGGUUAUUGAAUAAAACACAUUUUUACCAUGAACAUAUUUUUGAGGACAUCAUUUUCACUUUUGAUUUUCUCAUGGAAAGUUGGAAGAGCAAUAGCAAUAGUUUAUUGUUGAUAUACAAUUAUAUUUGUCAUGUCGAAUUGUACUAUUCUCUAGCACUUUCUUAAUGCAUAUUUAGAUAGGCUAACAUUCGGUUUUCGAAUGAGGUAAAUAACAGUCGGUCUAGCAGUGUGUAUUCAGCUGUCCACCUUUUUAAUCGUCACGUAACUGUUGUGAACCCGCUGACAGCCAGUCAAUCGUUUUGUGGAUUAAUCGGAUAAAUUCAGCGCUCAUUCCACCGUGGGAAUCAACGACCAUCCCAAUCAUGUCUAGGCCGCUCACACAGCUCCUACCGCCUGACCUCCCGGCUGGAGCGAGCCCACAGUUCGGCACUGGUAACCUUGCGGGCAGUGUCCCGACCGGCGGACACUUGAACUCCAUGGCCAGCCUCAAGACUCUCCUACAGCUGCCCAUCAAGGUUGACCAGCGAGCGAAAGACUGCUGUGUAAUGAAAGAUAAAGACAAACCCCAGGACUCAGACGAGGACUCCAUGAGUGGAGGUCCAGGUGGCCGGCCUUCCCAGUCGGCCUUCCUGGGGCCCCAUCUGUGGGAGCGCACGCUGCCCUGCAGCGACGGGGGCCUCUUCCAGCUUCAGUACAUGGACCUGGAGGAGUUCCUGACUGAGAACGGCAUGGCCAUGCAUAACAAAGGUGGCAACGGCUCCAGCGCCAGUGCCCAGGUGCCCUCGCAGAGUUCCCUGCAGUCGGCCGUGCCCAACCAGAGCUCCCAGUGCCCGCCGUCAUCCCCUCCGCCAUGUUCUUCUUCAUCGUCCUCCAUGUCCUCCUCAUCUUCCUCCUCCUCGCUGCUGGGCCUGGACAAUGUGCCGCUGCCACCAAACGGACUGCCAGGCAUGAUGGGAGGGCCCGAGUGCCUACAUGGUGGCCAAGUUGGGCCUCCUGACCUCUCGCCCUCCUCCACCACUACCUCUCCCUGUCCCGCCGGGCCGCCAGGGGGCCCGCCGGUCACCAGUGGCACUGCUGACGUCAUGGUGAACUUUGACCCGGACCCGGCGGACGUGGCGCUGUCCAGCGUGCCGGGCCAGGAAGCCUUCGACCCCCGAAGGCACCGCUUCUCGGACGAGGAGCUCAAGCCACAGCCCAUGAUCAAGAAGGCCCGCAAGAUGCUGGUGCCAGACGAGCAGAAGGACGACAAGUACUGGAGCCGGCGCUACAAGAACAACGAGGCGGCCAAGCGCUCACGUGACGCCCGGCGCCUCAAGGAGAACCAGAUCACGGUGCGCGCCGCCUUCCUGGAGCGAGAGAACGCUGCUCUCAGACAGGAAGUGGCCGACAUGCGCAAGGAGCUGGGCCGCUGCCGCAACAUCCUCAACAAGUUUGAGAGUCGACACGGAGACUUGUGAGGAGGAGGAGGAAGAGGAGGGAGGCGGUGGAGGAGAGAGGGGUAUAAGGCAACAUUGGCAGCCCUUUAUUUGAGGGGGUGCGCGUACGGCCUACGUAGACUUGGCGUAAGCAUCCUAUGACACCUUGCGUAAGCGUCCAUGUUGCGAGUAGCCUGCAGUGAGUGCAGCCUCCAUUUAGUGAUUCUGUGCUAUGCUGGUUUCACUUCCCGCGUCUCUUUGACGGGUAUUGUCACUUGGGCGUCGCGACGUCAUUCAGUGUUUUAUAUCAGGUGCAUUGCAGUGUUUUUCCGGGUAAUGCGCAGGGCCAUACAUGCACCCGUUCAAAUGAGGUGUUCAAAUCAUACAGAUCACAAGACAACUAAUGUUUUUAAGCUAUAGACAAGGAGACAAGCCAGGGGAAGACCGGUGUGUACUUUAUUUCUAUGACAAAACAUGUAUAUUUUUGAACUGUACUGGGCAGGGAGGGAGACGUGGGCAAACUAGAAAACAGAGGAUGAGCUACAGUAUAACUAGAAGAGGAAGAUUAGGAGAGGUGGAAAGAGAGAAAGCGAAGAGAUUUCAACAUAACUAUAUUUUUAUAUUUGCAAAGAUGGACAGUUCAGAGGGGAUUUUGGAAGUAAUAUUUUAUAAAUGGGUGAGUUUAGUAUAGUGAUGGGGGCUAUUGGUAAAUGGAUUGGUAAAUGAUAUAUUUUGAACUCGUUAAGAUAGAGGGGUCAGAGGUCGUAAUUGAGAAUGUAUAAUGGUUGUAUCCAGGGAUAACGUGUCGGCAAGAGAGGAGAAUUAUCUUAGUAAAUGUUUGUGGACAUAGACAGAUCGAAGAUAUUGUAUAGUUUUUAAUUUUGUUCUGUUGGGUUCGUUGAAGCACUUAAAAGGGAAUUCUCAAAAAUGUUCACUUCAUGUUCAUCAUCGCCAGUACCAUUUAACAUGUGGAAAUGGGGCAUUUAUGUUUUGUAGUAAAAAAAGACAAGUGUUUCCAAUGAGUUCAUCAAUCAAUUAGUAGGCAAUGCCUACUCGUAAUUGGUUAAAAUCACAUGAUGCACACCGAUGAUGUCAUUGGAAACACUUUUCACAUAUGUUGAUGUUGGGGUGGUUCUGGAGAUGAUGAAAAUUGAAAAAAUGACAAGUUUACUUUUUAAAGGGCAAUUCUUCCUCUUUUCAACUGCAUUAUCGUCAUCUCCACCAUCAAACCAGUGUUUACAUAUGUGAGAACAUCACGUUCCUAUUGUCUGUGCUUAAAAAGAUACGAACUAAGGUCCCCCCAAAAAUGCUUCUCUUAUGACAUCACCUGCAACAAGUUUUUAGCCCAAGGGAGAGUAUUUUCUAGCUCCCCGCGUGACCGCGAAUCUCAGUGUUUGAAAAUCACAGUUUUUUAAAUGUUGAAACUUUUGAUGUCAUUGGGGAGAACUUUUUAACCUUGUUUUUUUUUCUACAAAACCUAGAAAUGCACCUUUUUCACAUACACUACACAAUCAAAUAUUUCACCCAAACCCGUUACUGACUGGUUUAUAAAAUCUUGCACACAGCCAUGCAAUCUCCAUAGGAAAAACAUUGCCAGUAAAAUGGCCCAUACUGAAGAGCUCAGUGACUUUAAACAUGGCACCGUCAUAGGAUGCCACCUUUCCAACAAGUCAGUUAAACAAAUUUCUGCCCUGCUAGAGCUGCCCCGGUCAACUGCAAUGGCUGUUAUUGUGAAGUGGAAACAUCUAGGAGCAACAACGGCUCAGCCGCGAAGUGGUAGGCCACACUAGCUCACAGAACUGGACCACCGAGUGCUGUCCUCGGUUGCAAUACUCACUACCGAGUUCCAAACUGCCUCUGGAAGCAAUGUCAGCACAAUAACUGUUCUUCGGGAGCUUCAUGAAAUGGGGGUUUCCAUGGCCAAGCAGCCUCACACAAGCCUAAGAUCACCAUGCGCAAUGCCAAGCGUCGGCUGGAGUGGUGUAAAGCUCACCACAAUUGGACUCUGGAGCAAUGGAAAUGCGUUCUCUGGAGUGAUGAAUCAUGCAUCACCAUUAGUCCGUUGGACGAAUCUGGGUUUGGUGGAUGCCAGGAGAAAGCUAACUGCCCCAAUGCAUAGUGCCAACUGUAAAGUUUGGUGGUGGAGAAGGAAUAAUGGUUUGUGGUUGUUUUUCAUGGUUAGCAUACAAUGACAUUCUUGACAAUUCUGUGCUUCCGACUUUGUGGCAACAGUUUGGGGAAGGCCCUUUCCUGUUUCAGCAUGACAAUGCCCCCAUGCACAAAGCGCUCCAUACAGAAAUGUUUUGUCUAGAUCGGUGUGGAAGAACUUGACUGGCCUGCACAGAGCCCUGACCUCAACCCCAUUGAACACCUUUGAGAUGAAUUGGAACGCCGACUGUGAGCCAGGCCUAAUCGCCCCAACAUCAGUGCCUGACCUCACUAAUGUUCUGGUGACUGAAUAGAAGCAAGUCCCUGCAGCAAUGUUCCAACAUCUAGUGGAAAGCCUUCCCAGAAGAGUGGAGGCUGUUAUAGCAGCAAAGGAGGGACCGACUCCAUAUUAAUGGCCAUGAUUUUGGAAUGAAAUGUUCGACGAGCAGGUGUCCACAUACCCUUGGCCAUGUUAUCUAUGUUGACACUGGUAUUGUGUUGGAGAUAACGAAAGUGAAUUUGAAAAGUGGUGGAGUUGCCCUUUAAUUUGUUAUCUUCUCUUUGAUUCCUUUCUGGAAUUAAAUCGUUUUAAUUGUGUGUCUGGCACAGAGAGAGAGAGAGAGAGAGAGAAUAAAUGGAAAUGCUACAGUCAGUGAUCAAUCGCGAGGACAGCUGCAGCCACAUAGAUAUUUGUGAAUAAAUAUUGCUCAAAUGUGUUGCCAGGUAUUCAUGUCGAUGGGUGAAUAUGUUCGGCACACCGCAAACAGACAAGUCAAGCCACACAGUCAAAUAAGCUGGACCAGUGACUACAUAUGCAUUUUUACAUGAAAUGACAUGCAUGCACGUACUCACACACACGCUCUCAAAUUAUCUCACACACACACUUAUUUGGCCCUGACAGCAAGCUGGACCUUGAAACGCAGGGCCAUGUAUGAUAGCACACAACACUUCAUCACUUUCUACAGCAUCUCUCUCUCUCUCUCUCCUGAUCCAAUUUUGAAUUGUGAAGCCGAAUUUAAACUGGUUUGGAAUCGAUGGCCCAGGUUAAGUUGGCAGGGUUUAGCAUGAACCUGAGCAUGCCGACCGUUAACACACCUCACGUUUGAUUACAAUUCUUCUUCUUAUUAGUGCGGACUAUAUAUGGUGCUCAUCCUGAUCCUCCAUCUGAACACACACACACACCUCAACAUAGUAACUGAACUACCUAUACCUUUUAUUUUCUUGGUUUGUUCUUUAUUUUGCGUAUCGUGUUGUAAGAGGAAAUCGUAUAUGUAGAUUGACACACAGAAGAGUAUGUCUACACCUUUCCUGAACAACUUUACCCAGUGAAACAAUACACCCUAAUGUACCAUACACAUGUACAAUUAAAUACGAAAACUGAUCUCUCACUAGAUAUGUGUGUGUAUAUGAUAUAUGCUUGAACAUGUGACUAUAGAUGUAAUAAUAUACAUGGCUUGAAUAUAUAAAUGUAGUAUAAAAUGAUUGGAAUCAUUGUCAAUUUCUCAGGUGUUCUGGGGGAUAAAAAAAAAAAACUCUUACGCUAAAUCUUGAUUACUGAAGUUGUUCUUUCUUUUUACGGUUUGACCAGGAUACAUUUCGGAGCUGGCCCACUUUAGCAGUACAUUUCGGUAAAAUUAGAUGGAAUUGUACUGCGUACUACCAACUCACCUUGGUAGUGAGGUUGUAAUUAUACCAGUUCUGGAUUUUAAGGUCUUUGUUGAUUUCAGACAUAGAAUUCAAUGUUCUUUUUUAUUCUUCUCUCUAUUACAGUUAUUAUUGCUAGUAUUAUCGUCGUUGUUGUCGUUGUUAUUAUCACUACUCUUGUUUCUUUUCCUUGCUACAACUUUUUAAGUGGGAUUGCAGUUCUCAUUUUUAUCUCCCUUGUAUUUUUCAAGACCAUCUUUACUCUACUUUAUUUUCCAUGAGCCUGUUCACUAUCGGCACCAUCCACUAUCUCCAGGUGCACUGUGGGGGCUGUAGUCUUGUCCGUGUGUGUUGUAAUGUAACAAAAGCGGAAACAACCACAAACUAUGGACUUGAAGGAAGAAAAAAAAACCUGGAAGAAUUUGAACUACAUCUCCCAGCACAGGCUUCUAACACCACCCAUCUUUUGAUGGACGAAGAAGCAACUUUUUGAUACCUGGGACUUGUUUGCAGAAGCUUAUAAACUUUUAACAGCGGUAUUUUUCUACAUGUCUGUAUACUGUAUGAUUACUACAACUUUUUGUGGGCAUUUGUAGCCCAUCCUCACAAUGAUGGUAUGCUACUAAAUGGCAUUGCGGGUAAUGUACACAGCCUAUUUCCCCUUCCCCAUGUGGAUUAUAAACUACUACCUGUUGUGACUGUUAUAAAUAAACUACAAAUCCCAUGAGCACACCACUACCCUAAUGCACCAGUAAUGUCUACUGAUCCUGCCUAUAUGGAUGCUGGGGGAUGUGGUCUGGCUUUUCCGAAAUCACCAAUAAAGAUUCAUCCUUACUCACUGAGAAA
Messenger RNA from Oncorhynchus kisutch (coho salmon), 9206 nucleotides. RefSeq names its product hepatic leukemia factor. The coding region runs from base 3516 to 4610 and encodes 364 amino acids. Gene Ontology annotation, molecular function: RNA polymerase II cis-regulatory region sequence-specific DNA binding; DNA-binding transcription factor activity, RNA polymerase II-specific. Gene Ontology annotation, biological process: regulation of transcription by RNA polymerase II. NCBI's taxonomy places the organism in Eukaryota, Metazoa, Chordata, Actinopteri, Salmoniformes, Salmonidae. Gene Ontology annotation, cellular component: nucleus. The record is from RefSeq and is a predicted model, not a curated record. The transcript is spliced from 4 exons.